Polypterus senegalus (gray bichir) is the source of this 3152-nucleotide messenger RNA. It is a transcript of the gene malt3, whose product is annotated as MALT paracaspase 3. Gene Ontology annotation, molecular function: cysteine-type endopeptidase activity. Lineage: Eukaryota; Metazoa; Chordata; Cladistia; Polypteriformes; Polypteridae. Gene Ontology annotation, biological process: proteolysis. The record is from RefSeq and is a predicted model, not a curated record.
AUAUUACGCCAGGAGGAGAAGACUUUCGUUUCGCAAAGUAAGGAAGUGCUAGUCACAAGCCACCCGUGCUUUAGGACCCAGCGAGCACACGCUUCGACCAAACUACGGAACUUUCCAUAAAGAAAACUAAACGCUCUUGGGUCACAAGCUUCCGGGGAUUUUCCAGCAUUCCACUACACUCAACGUGCACAAGUCGGUUCAGUUUCUUGUCAUUUAACAUAAAGUGAUAUGGAAUAUGGAGCCAGAAAUGGAGCUGGCGGCUUCGUAGUCCACACAGAGUGCAUUUCAUCGGAUAAAAGUUAAUUAUUUAAAUAGUUUCAGUCAGGAGUCUGUGUGGUAUCAUUAAAUUGAAAAUCCCUUUUCACUUUAAUAUUUUUCUCUGAAGAGGAACUGCUUUAUCAAAGGUACCACAACAGUGAAAUGGCAGGCUGAAGGGAUUUACAAUUCCUCAAUUAGAUACUUAAGUUGCUACAGUCAGAGAUGCAAAUCUUGAAAAAAGAUAUUCACUUGUCCAGUUCCAGUACAGUGCCGGAAAUGUACAACCAAGCACCCAUAAUCACUAAGCAUCCAGUUUCAGCAUGUGUCCCUAAGAAUUAUCGCCUCACUCUGCAUUGUCAGGCAAAAGGGAUUGGGGUUUUAAACUACCAGUGGUUUCAGACUGAAGAUGAAGAGGUUCCAGGUGGCACAAAACCUGAUCUUGUCAUCACAGCUGAAAAAACACAAGUUUAUGUAUGCAGAGUGAAUGAUCAACAUAAUAACUGUGUAUUCAGCGAAUGGGUCAAGGUUAAAGUUCAUGAUAUAGGAGAUGUACCAGUUUCAUGGCAAGGACAACCAUGGAUUUCAGUGCAUCCUGUCUCAACAACCGUAAAACAAGGUCAUGAUUUAAAGAUACAGUGUGUUGCUUUUGGAAUUCCACGUCCAGUCCUUCAGUGGUAUAAGAAUGGAAAUCUGUUACAGAACCAGGCAAAUGAAAUGUUAAUUAUCAAGAAUGCAGAGAAGAAUCAUGAAGGCACUUACCUUUGUUCUGUCACAAAUAUUCAUGAUGAAAAAUGGACUGAGCCUGUGGAAGUUCAUAUACUUUGCACACCUCCAGAUAAAAUCUCUACAAGAAGGUAUUAUGCAACAGACAAAGUGGCACUGCUGAUUGGGAAUCUGAACUACUCCCAUCAUCCAAACCUCAUUGCUCCAGUGAUGGACGUCCAUGAGCUGGCUCAUUUGCUCCAGGAGCUCAAUUUCCGUGUUGUUUCACUGCUUGACCUCACCAAACAAGAAAUGACAGCGGCUAUUUUACAAUAUCAGCAACUGCUAAGCAAAGGCGUAUAUGCUUUAUUUUACUAUGCUGGCCAUGGAUAUGAAUGUUCAGGCAGAAAUUAUUUGGUUCCCAUUGAUGCUCCUCAGCCAUAUAGGCGAGAAAACUGCAUUAGUGUUCAACUAAUGAAAAUAAUGCAAGAAACCCACACAUCAGUUAAUGUUGUGUUACUGGACACAUGUAGAAAAUGGUAUAACCAGGAAUUUAAUCCUUCCGAGAUAAGGCCACUUGAACCUUUGGGAAACACAGUCUAUGGCUAUGCUACGUGUGAAGAUGCUGAAGCAUACGAAGUUCAGGAUGGAGAGCGUAGUACUGGAAUAUUCACUAAGUACCUUAACAAGCGUAUUUUACAAGAAGGAAAAAUUACUCACGUUCUUGAACAAGUUCUGGAAGAUCUGGGCAAAGAUCCCUUAAUAACUGGAAAACAGGUGAUGGAAAUUAAACACACGUUAAAAGAAGCUCGAUCUCUUACUGACAGCAUUCGUUCUGUGGGAUACACUAUGGCCCUCGCACAGAGAAACCUCUGCUGGAAAAACGCUAAUGAUGUUCCCCAAAAAAAAGAAGUCAAAUUUGUCUGUGGUGUGGAAGUUGAACUCAGCUUCUCUGCACUAUUUUCAAAUGUCCUGAUUGUCUUUGCAACUAUAAAGAAAGCAGCUGCAGAUACUUUGGAUUGUAGCAUCAGCCUGCAAAGCACUCCUGUACUGGAGGAUGUCUUCUCAAAUCACAGCAGCCAAUCCGAUAGCUUUAAUUCUUUUCAGUUGCAAGGAGGUGAAAAUGCUGAUGGUAUCCUUCGUCUGUGUGGUCUGCAGAAACUGAAGAGAUCCAUGACAAUAAAAGUGGAUUUACAUUAUACAGAAGCUACCAGCAGACACAGACUUGUGGUAAGUAAAGAAGAAGACAUUGGAAAGCCACUGGUUGCAAAAUGUGAACUUCACAGACAUAUUAAUGUGGAUAAAUUACCAGAAACCGGGGCAAAAGGGGCUUCUUCAGCAAGUAAGAGUAUGGGCCAUAUGGGACCUCAACAGACUCCAGUGCCUCAGGCCUUCAGGCCCUCCACCCGCCAUGCAGAAAACAUUCAGAAACUGCUAGAAAGCCACAGUUCUAUAAACUGUAAUGAGCCAGAAGAAAAUGACGAGAGUGACAUCUUGGACCAGAGGCGUGUGAAACAUUAGGGCACCCUUGGUGCGGCAGCCGAGUUCUGCGUGAUGGCCGUGGAAUGUGUCCUAUAGUGAGUGCUGAUGAAGACUUUCAAGCACAACUCGUUAACAUUUGGCUCUCUGUGCACCUUUUUUAUGGAACGUUGCCUACGGAUUCAAAACGUCCAUUUUUCUUUUCUUUUGUCCUACUUAAAUGAACUGUUUAAUAUGGCGACUUGACUUAUUCACAGAGUGAAAAAGAUGUGCACGUUACUGCACAUAUUAUGGGCUGCGUUAAAGCAAAAUAAGUGACUGGAUCACAGCACCAGCUGAAAUAAUGAAGAGCAUACAAUGUGUGCCUAGCAAUAUACAAUUGGUAAUUCUUAUAUAUGUAAUCUAUUUAUUUUGGUUUCUAUUUAUCACAUUUUAAUCUAAUAUAUUUUUGUGGGAAGUAAAUGGUAAAAUGCACAAGCAGUUUACAGAAGACAUAUCAAUACUAGUUAGGUAUUCAUUGUAUUUUUUCUUCCAUUUUUGAAUAUGUGACACGUUUAGAGUCUACAAACCUGUCCAAGUUCUGAACUCACAUUAGCAAAGUAAAGGAGCACAGGAUGUACUUCAACCACACUGGCACAUCUCGCCAAUGUGAAAUACAGUUGUGCUUGAAAGUUUGUGAACCCUUCAGACUUUUCUAUAUUUCUGCAUAAAUA